AUGUCGCAAAGGUGCAAGAAAGGCGACCCACUCGUGGUGGAUGUGCACUCCCAUCUGUAUCCAACUUUUUACCUCGACUUACUCAAAUCUCGAACAGAGAUCCCCUACGUCAAGGACAACAAGUUGGUGAAUCGGGCAUCCGCGGCUGGUGCUGGGAAGCCUAUCCUCCCGAUCUUGCAUGACGUCAGGACUAAGAUCGCGUUUAUGGAUGCACACGGCAUUGAUGUCUCCGUAUUGUCGAUUGGCAAUCCAUGGCUUGACUUCUUGAAGGACGAUACAGCCGCGGACGUGGCCAAGGAUGUUAACGACCAGUUCAACCAGCUAUGUGCGAAGAGCCAGGGGCGAUUGUUCUUUUUCGCUACGUUGCCCCUUGGUGCUAAUCGGGAUGUCAUCAUUGCCGAAGUGCAUCGACUGAACGAGCUUGACUAUUGUCGUGGUAUUGUGAUGGGUUGUAGUGGGAUAGGAAACGGACUCGACGAUCCUGUCCUCAUUCCCGUGUACCGCGCACUGGCAGAUGCAAAGUAUCCGGUUUUCUUGCACCCGAAUUAUGGCCUCCCUGAAUCGGUAUGGGGCCCUAGAGCCAAGGAGUAUGGCCAGAUCCUGCCGGUAAGCAUGGGAUUUCCACUAGAGACAACCAUUGCAGUUACCAGGUUGAUCCUUUCCGGCACGUUCAAAGAGGUACCCGAGCUUCAACUCAUUGUCAGCCACGCCUGUGGUACGCUGCCGUUCUUGGCAGGGAGGAUUGAUAACGCCAUAGAUCAUGACCGCCUCUGGAUCUCGCGAGGGAAAUCGUCACCGGCCCGGGAGUCGGUCUGGGAUAUUCUACGAAAGAAUGUAUUCAUGGAUGGCAUCGUGUACGAUCAGAUUCCUUUGAAGAUGGCCAUCGAGGCAGGAGGUGCAGAUAGAGUCAUGUUCGGCACGGACCACCCCUUCUUUCCCCCGCCUACGGGGCCCUCAGGAGGUGACGAGAUGUGGCCUUCGAUGUGGAGUAACGAGAAGGCCGUUCAUGAGGGAUUCGGGAAGGAUAGUGAUGUAUACAGGAAAGUAAUGGGUAAAAAUGCAACACGGGUGUUAAAUGUGGGUAAGAGCUACUUGGGCGGGCAUUGCAGCUGCUAG
Molecule: messenger RNA, 1116 nt
Organism: Neoarthrinium moseri
Lineage: Eukaryota; Fungi; Ascomycota; Sordariomycetes; Amphisphaeriales; Apiosporaceae
Exons: 2
Coding region: 1-1116 (371 amino acids)
Biological process (GO): secondary metabolic process
Cellular component (GO): cytosol; cytoplasm
Molecular function (GO): hydrolase activity; carboxy-lyase activity
Source: RefSeq, a predicted model, not a curated record